CUCAUGCACUAUUUACUGGACCAGAGUUUGCUAGCGCAUUUAUUUGUGUUUCCUAUUUACCUACUAACUAUUUAUUAUCUAAUCUGCAUAUUUGUCAUCCAUACCAUAUACAUAUGCAUAAAGAGUUCAGUAGAUUUUUACCAUGGUGUUAGUCAUCCCCGUUCAACCGUUGGUGUUCGUAUUAAAUAUUUUAUGUAGCUUGUUGCCUUGUAGAAACCCUUAUCAGUUGCCAGAGAUCGUGUAUGAUCACAGCAACGAUUUGAUCUCGGCGAAAUACUUGAACAAUAGCGGAAGUGACUAUUUUGACGUGUCAGCCGCCUUAGAGAAAAAUGUGGUACAAACGAAUCUCGGAGUUAUUGAGGGUUACUAUCAAACGACGACGGGAGGAAGAAAAAUUGGAGCGUUUGAAGGCAUUCGGUACGCAAAAGCGGAGAGAUGGGAGAAAUCUGUCCCUACACAUGGGUGGAGUGGCGUCCUCCAUGCAAAAGCUCCAGGACCGGACUGCCUACAAAUUAAUGCAAGAAAAGUUAUGAAACUUUACGGCGAGGAGGAUUGUCUGUAUUUGAAUGUUUAUACUCCAGUGAUUUCUGGAAAUAAGACGAACGCUGCUCUUCCCGUUGUUGUCUACAUUCACGGAGGCAGCUUUUUGUUUGGAACAGGACGCGAAUAUGGGGCAGCUUACCUUUUAAACGAGGACAUUGUUCUAGUCACGCUUAACUACAGGGUUGGAGUUCUGGGUUUUAUGAGCACUGGGGAUUCCGUACUACCCGGAAAUUUAGGGUUGAAGGAUCAAGUUCUUGCGAUCAAAUGGGUCAAGGAACACAUUACGGAAUUCGGCGGAAAUCCAGAGUCAAUCACGCUAUGGGGAUUUUCCGCAGGCGGCGUUGCUGUCCAUCUUCACAUGAUGUCCCCCCAGACGAAGGACCUCUUUUCUCGUGCCAUUUCUCAAAGUGCUACGGCCUUCUGUCACUGGGGGCUGCAACCUCCCUCAAGACUGCGAGGAUAUACGGAAGAGCUAGCAAAUUAUUUUCAUUGUCCGGUUAAUGAUGCCACAAAAAUGGUCAAUUGUCUCAAAGAUAUCGACCCCGUCAGUGUUGUUGCUGCACAAACGCAGAUUUUUAGAUUUUUUCCAUUUCCCGUCAUCAUUUUCACCCCGACUGUAGAACUAGAAAAUUACGACGAGUCCGCAUUUUUAACCGAAUGGCCAGAUGAACUUUAUAAAAAAGGAGAAGUUUCUAAUAAGCCGUGGAUCGUUUCAACUUCAAAGCAUGAAGGACUGACGGCCAUUAUGGCCUUAGAACUUUCGUGGCGCUGGUCGGCUGUAAAAUUGUAUUGGAAUCGUGUCGCAAAACACGUCCUUGACUUGGAUUAUCUCGGAUUACCUAACCUUAAUAAAAUUAUCAGGGAAAUCACAAGGUUUUAUUUUGGAAAUCGACAAACAACGGCUGUAACAUGGUUCGACUACUCGAAUAUGAUCACUGACCGCUACUUCCGUGUCCCAGUGAUCAAAGGAAUACAAGCACAUUCGGAAAUUGGUCCCGUUUAUCCGUACUAUUUUCCCUUCAACAGUGGAAAUUAUUCUAUGGGCGAUUGGAAUCUGCAUAGACCCAAGGAAUGGGGAGCCGGUCAUGGAGAAGAUGAGCAUUACUUCUUCAAUUCUACUGACAACUAUCCAGGAUUUAAAAGAUGGGAUGCAGAGCAUAAAUUGAGCCGAAUUAUGCUCAAUUAUGCAACUAAUUUUGUCUUUAAUGGAACGCCGUCAUACACACCUCGUUCAGAAAAUCGUGGAGAACGCAGUAUGCCAAUCUGGGAGAGGGUGACAGACCCGAAAAAAAUUUGUUUUCUACAGUUUGAUAACUCUGUAGAGACGAUUAUGCCAAAGUUGACCAGAGUAAAGUUUUGGAAUAGUCUUAACCUCUCUGAUUCAAAAUUAUGGGUAGAUUUGUGACAUAUGUAUAUUUUUCGUUAAAUUAUUACUUAUUUUGUUGAUUGAGGUGAUAUACAUAAAUAUGUACAUAUUUUUCUAAUCGAGUUGAAAUAUAUGGAAGAUAUUGGAUAAACCAU
Messenger RNA from Folsomia candida, 2064 nucleotides. Its product is annotated as esterase FE4. The record is from RefSeq and is a predicted model, not a curated record. Bases 143 to 1948 code for a protein of 601 amino acids. Lineage: Eukaryota; Metazoa; Arthropoda; Collembola; Entomobryomorpha; Isotomidae. The transcript has 12 exons.